AUGUUCAAUGCUGGGAGAUACUUCAGAGCAGGCUACCACAAGAAGAAGAUCUUUCAUGUAAAGGGGAGCAGACAAUUUUAUGGAUUCGCCAAAUGUAGGAAGGUGCAGACGAAUGCCAUCAAAAGAAAAGAUAGAAUAAAAAGGGGGAAGUUUUUACAAUUCAAGGAAAAGCUGCAACUCAUCAUUUUCAGUUCCGUGUACUUUUUUGCGUGCGACUAUGUUUACCACGUGUAUUUGCUCAGAAGCAACGACAGUAGACCCGCAAACCAUGCCUCCAACAACACCGGCGAAGACGUGAGGAAUGAUGCAAAAUGCAAAGACCAACAUAGCGGUGGGAAGGGGGGGGUUGGCACAACCAUGAUGGAGUAUAUAAAAUGGAUGAACAUAUUUUCCAGUGCACAGGGUAAGGAUAACCAAGAAUUAAAGCAACAGGACAAUGAAUGUACUAGAAAAAAUGACGGCCACAAAAUGAAGAAUCAAAAAGAUUCCCAUAAAAAGGACCAUCUCUUGAACAACAGGGGUGAUAUAAAAAUUUGCAGCGUAUGUGAGGAAGACCCAUACGAAAUAAAGAUAAAUCGCUUUAAACGAAGCAGUGGGAAGGAGGAAAGUAGUCAAACGGGGAAAGGUGAGAAAUAUGGCGAAUCAUUCUAUUUCGGAAAUCAGAGAGAUCAACCUCCUAGCCACGAUCGGAGUAGCAGUGGACGGAGCCCCCCUAACAAUAGUAUCCCCCAGCGAAGCAGCAUAGGGGGGGAGGAAAAAAACAUGAAAAAUUUAUUUGUAAGUAACGUAUAUAGGAAUGAUCUUUUCAACGGGUGCAACUUAUUUCUGUUCGCCAACGGGGUUGUAUUCCUAUGUUGGCGUCUAAGUGAAAUCGCAGGAAAUAAAAAAUUUUUUCAUUUCAUGUGCAGGAACUUUAUCUGCUCAUAUGAAAAUAUUAGAAGAAAAUAUUACCACACGUUUUUUACAGCCGCCAUUAGCCACAUCACUCUUCCUCAUUUUUUAUUUAACAUGUGGGCAUUUCAUACCAUAAGUAACACCUUACUGAGUCCAGAAAUUAAAGAAAACAAAACAAAUUAUUAUUUUUUCUUUAAUUAUAAAUCCAGCGUUUUGGAAAAAAAAAUGACUGACAAGGAUAUCAUGAAAAUAUAUGCCUUAUCUUCGAUCGUUUCCACUGUCCCAUAUAUUCUUUUACAUAGAAGCAAUCAAUUGUUAGGAGCAUCUGGAGCUGUCAUGGGUCUUGUGUACAUUUUAUCCACAGUUAAACCAAAUGAAAUCUUCGUCUCUUUAUUCCCUCUACCAUACUUAAAGAUGACUUCCUUACAGUUAUGCCAUCUGUCCAUUUUAACCAAUUUUAUAUUUCUGUUUUAUAGAAGAAAUCACUUCAACGUUGCGUGGUUAGCACAUUUAUUCGGUUUAAUGGGAGGGGCCUUGUAUAAUGUUUACCAGAGAAGAAUAAACAGUAAUAAGAAUUACUACCCUUUUAUUGAAUUGUCCGUAAAAAAUGGAUCUAUUGAUUAUCUGAACUCUUACUUAGACUUUGUAGAUUUUCUCAAAUGUCUGCAGCUCCAAAUUAGGAUUUUCUUUUCCCUCGACCCACGCGCCAUUCAAAGCAUGAACAGGAAAAUCGUCUCCAUUAAAAAUAUGCAGUCGCAAAGGCGCAUCAAGUACCAUAAGUUGAAGGUUAAAAAUUUGGAGGCCAUGUCCAAGUGA
This is a messenger RNA of Plasmodium knowlesi strain H, 1710 nucleotides long. RefSeq names its product rhomboid protease ROM6, putative. Lineage: Eukaryota; Apicomplexa; Aconoidasida; Haemosporida; Plasmodiidae. The transcript has a single exon. Bases 1 to 1710 code for a protein of 569 amino acids. Gene Ontology annotation, molecular function: serine-type endopeptidase activity. Gene Ontology annotation, cellular component: membrane. The record is from RefSeq and is a predicted model, not a curated record.